AUGGAGGCGGCUGCUCGGCUUGUUCCUGCCGUCCACCAGGAGUCUCUUCUCCCUGCCCCACCGCAGGAGCCCCCCUUCCAGGUUGUACACGUCCACAGUGCCCGGGUCACUCCGCGUCGAAUCCCCGGCGAAGAAGUCGCACAGUCGCUGCGCCACCCGGCAGGCGUGGAACCCAACGGUGCAGUAACACAUCACCACCGUGCCAGUGCUGUCUGUGGGCGAGGCGGGUCACGUAGCGCUCAGGGAACAGCUUCCAGCGGCCUCCCCGCAGCGAGGAUGAACCCAAUCAUCUGGUGGAUCCGCAGCAGCUUUCAGUCCGUGCAGGAUAUGGGCUCCGACUCCCUGGUGCAACAGCUGGCACAGAAACCAGGACACGUCUUGCUGCUGGAUGUUCGGAGUGCGGCCGAGUAUGAGGUCAGUCACCUGGAGGGAGCCGUUCGCAUCGACCCGGACACCAGCGACGUGGGGACAGUGGUCAAGGAGCUGGGACUGACAGCCAGCGGGCCUGCCCGGGACGUGGUGUGUUACUGCACGGUGGGUUAUCGCUCGUCCCGGCUGGCACAGCAACUUGACCAGGCCCUGUCCACCGGAGCGCAGGGCAGUCCCGGCCCCAGCCCCAGCCCCAGGGUCUACAACCUGGAGGGGGGGCUGGUGAAGUGGGCCAACGAGGGCAAGCCCAUCGUGGACAGCGGGGGCAAGCCCACCCCCCUCGUUCAUCCCUACAGCGCCGUCUGGUCCUAUCUCCUGCAGCCUGAGUUCAGGGCCAAGAUAUGAGAGAGGGAGACUCUCCAGAAUCCUAACCCCGGACUCCUGACCUCCAAAUGUGGACCUGAC
This is a messenger RNA of Leucoraja erinaceus (little skate), 834 nucleotides long. RefSeq lists its product as uncharacterized. The record is from RefSeq and is a predicted model, not a curated record. NCBI's taxonomy places the organism in Eukaryota, Metazoa, Chordata, Chondrichthyes, Rajiformes, Rajidae. The transcript is spliced from 4 exons. Bases 1 to 774 code for a protein of 257 amino acids.